Molecule: messenger RNA, 3325 nt
Organism: Nannospalax galili (Upper Galilee mountains blind mole rat)
Lineage: Eukaryota; Metazoa; Chordata; Mammalia; Rodentia; Spalacidae
Gene: Uba7
Product: ubiquitin like modifier activating enzyme 7
Exons: 24
Coding region: 150-3161 (1003 amino acids)
Biological process (GO): DNA damage response; ISG15-protein conjugation; protein sumoylation
Cellular component (GO): nucleus; cytoplasm; SUMO activating enzyme complex
Molecular function (GO): ISG15 activating enzyme activity; SUMO activating enzyme activity
Source: RefSeq, a predicted model, not a curated record
GGUUGUAACAAGCAGUGAGCAGCUGAGUAGCUGUGUCCUUUGUCCUUCACUCCCUUGGCUUUGGAGCCUGUUUCUAUCAGCUCUAAGCCCUCCUACCCCAGACCAUAGCUGUAACCACUGCAGCCUGCUAUUCAGCCCCAGAACUGAGGAUGGAUGAGGAGCUGUACUCGAGGCAGUUGUAUGUGCUGGGUCUACCUGCCAUGCAGAGGAUCCAGAAAGCUAAGGUCCUGCUUUCUGGCCUACAGGGUCUGGGAGCUGAGGUGGCCAAGAACUUGGUUCUGAUGGGUGUGGGCAGCCUCACUCUGCAUGAUCCUCAUCCCACUUGCUGGUCUGACCUGGCUGCUCAGUUUUUCCUCUCAGAAGAGAAUUUGGGAAGGAACAGGGCUGAAGUCUCUCGAGAAGCACUGGUUCAGCUCAAUGAAGCUGUUCAAGUCUCCAUUCAUACAGGUGACAUCACUGAGGACCUACUACUAGGAUUCCAGGUGGUGGUGCUGACUGCCUCAAAGCUAGAAGAGCAGCUGAGGGUGGGCACUUUGUGCCACAAGCAUGGAGUUUGCUUUCUGGUGGCUGAUACUCGGGGCCUCGUGGGGCAGUUGUUCUGUGACUUUGGUGAGGACUUCACUGUGGAGGACCCUACAGAGGUGGAACCUAUGACAGCUGCCAUCCAGGACAUCUCCCAGGGAUCUCCUGGCAUUGUCACUCUGAGAAAAGGCACCAAAAGACACUCCUUCUGUGAUGGGGACUUGGUGAUUUUCUCAGGCAUUGAUGGCAUGGUUGAACUCAACAGUUGUCCUCCACAGCCCAUCCAUUUGCGGAAGGAUGGGUCCUUAGAGAUUGGGGACACAACAGCUUUCUCCCGUUACUUGCGUGGUGGAAUUAUCACUGAAGUCAAGAGAUCCAAGACUAUGAGGCAUGAGCCCCUGGAUACAGCUCUGCUUCAGCCUCGAAUGGUAGCUCAGAACACUCAAGAAGUUCACCGUGCCUACUGCCUGCAUCAGGCCUUCCGCGCACUGCACAAAUUCCAGCAAUUUCACGACCGGCUGCCCAAGCCCUGGGAUCCUGUUGAUGCAGAGACUAUGGUGAACCUGGCUCAGGACCUGGAGCCACUAAAAGGGACAAAAGAAGAAUCACUAGAUAAGGCUCUACUGCAGACAAUUGCCCUGAGUAGUGCUGGUAGUUUGAGCCCUAUGGCAGCCAUUCUGGGAGGAGUGGCUGCCCAGGAAGUCCUGAAGGCAAUCUCCAGGAAGUUCAUGCCUCUGGACCAGUGGCUGUAUUUUGAUGCCCUUGACUGUCUUCCGGAAGACGAGGCGCUCCUCCCUAACCCUGAAGACUGUGAUCUGAGAGACUGCCGCUAUGAUGGGCAAAUUGCAGUAUUUGGGGCUGGUUUUCAGGAGAAACUGAACUGCCAGCACUACCUCUUGGUGGGAGCUGGUGCCAUUGGUUGUGAGGUACUCAAAGGCUUUGCCCUAGUAGGCCUGGGAGCUGGCAUUGAUGGAGGUGUGACUGUUGCUGACAUGGACCACAUAGAGCGCUCCAACCUCAGCCGGCAAUUCCUCUUCAGGCCCCAAGAUAUUGGGAGGUCCAAGGCAGAGGUGGCCGCAGAAGCUGCUCGGUGUCUGAACCCAGACCUGCAAGUGACUCCAUGCACCUACCCACUGGAUCACACUACAGAGCACAUCUAUGGGGACAACUUCUUCUCCAGGGUGGAUGGUGUGGUUGCUGCCUUAGACAGCUUCCAGGCCCGGCAUUAUAUUGCUGCUCGAUGUACCCACUAUCUGAAACCACUGCUGGAGGCAGGCACACAGGGCACCAGGGGGAGUGCUUCAGUGUUUGUGCCAUAUGUGACUGAAGCCUACAAAGGCCCUGCCUCAACUGCAGCAUCUGAGGAUGCUCCCCACCCUGUCUGUACUUUGCGGCACUUCCCCAGCACCGCUGAGCACAUCCUGCAGUGGGCCAGGGAUGAAUUUGAGGGACUCUUCAGACUAUCUGCAGAGACCAUCAACUGCUACCAAAAGGCAUGCACUUCACUGGCAGACAUGGAUAAGACGCCAACACUGACCUCACUGCAGCAGGUGCUGUGUGUCCUGCGAAUGCGCCCACGGACCUGGCAAGAUUGUGUGGUGUGGGCCCUUGGCCAUUGGCAACUACGCUUCCACGAUGGCAUCAUAGACCUGCUGAGAUAUUUCCCAUCUGAUAAAGUGCUUGAGGAUGGAACUCCAUUCUGGUGGGGACCCAAACAAUGCCCUCAGCCCCUGCAAUUUGACCCCAGCCAAGACAUGCAUUUCCUCUACGUGCUGGCAGCUGCCAACAUAUAUGCACAGAUGCAUGGGCUGCCUGGCUCACAAGAUCGAACUGCACUCAGGGAGCUGUUGGAGUUGCUACCAAAGCCUGAUCCCUCGUGCCUGAACCCUUUCUCUGCUAGUAACCUAGAGCUGGCUUGGCCUACUACUGAGUUUGGCCCUGAGCAAUUGAAGGAACUGCAGGAAGCCCUGGAAGACUGGAAGAAGGGCCCUCCUCUGAAGCCUGUACUGUUUGAGAAGGUGGGAUCCCAGGAUGAUGACAGCAACUUCCAUAUGGAUUUUGUGGCAGCAGCGACAGACCUGCGGUCUCAGAACUAUGGGAUCCUACCAGUCAACCGUGCUCAGAUCAAGAAGAUUGUGAGCCAGAUUAUCCCAGCCAUUGCUACCAGUACAGCGGUUGUGGCAGGCCUACUAGGCCUGGAGCUGUAUAAGGUGGUAAGUGGGUCAUGGACUCUUGGCACCUUUCGACACAGCUAUCUGCAUCUGGCUGAAAACCACUUCAUACGCUCAGUGCCUUCUGCCCCAGUCAUCCAGAUGUUCCAGCACCUGAAAUGGACCUGUUGGGAUCGCUUGAAGGUGCCUGCUGGGCAGCCUGAGAGGACACUGGAGUCACUGCUGGCCCAUAUCCAGGAGGAACAUGGGCUGAGGGUAAAGAUGCUGCUGCAUGGCCAGGCCCUGCUCUAUUCUGCAGGAUGGCCAUCUGAAAAGCUGUCUCAAUACCUGCACCUCAGGGUGACAGAACUGGUUCAGCAAGUGACAGGCAGGAUGCCUGAACCUGGGCUUCGGGUACUGGUGUUGGAGCUGAGCUGUGAGGGUGAGGAAGAUGAAGCUGCCUUCCCACCUCUGCAUUAUGAGCUGUGACAAGGCAGCCACCACACAACCACUUGGCUCUAAAGGAAUUCUUCAUCUUGAGCCCAUAGCAGACACUCAAUAAACUCAUGUUGAAGGAAGGCAUAACUGGAAAGGCUAGAUGAUAACAGAACAUGGGUUGGUAAUGUUAUGAGUGUGAUAUGGGCAAGACAGUG